CUUCGACUGCUGGAUGUGGGAACGGGGGCGGGGCUACCGGGAAUGGUGCUCGCGGUGGCGAGACCGCAGUGGAAGGUUACGUUGCUGGACUCUCUCCGCAAGCGAUGUGAGUUCCUGCGGGAGGCGGCUGCCCGGGCUGGGCUGGACAACGUAGAGGUGGUGUGGUGCAGGGCGGAGGACGCGGGGAGGAGGCCCGAGCUCCGACAGGCGUACGACAUAGCGAUUGCACGCGCAGUGGCGGAGGCUCGUGUGUUGGCCGAACUGUGUUUGCCGUUUGUACGAGUGGGCGGCUUGUGGGUGGCAGCCAAAGGGCCCGAUCCCGAGGCUGAGGUGGCGGCGGCCUCCAAUGCUAUUCGCCAGCUGGGGGGUCGUCAGCUGGCACUGGAGCGGGUGCAGUCUCUCUCCGCAGAGGGGGAGCCGCGGACCGCCUUGGUGGUGGCCAAGACCAGCGCCACAUCAGCAAGGUUUCCUCGCCAGGCGGGUACACCCAACAAGAAGCCACUUUAA
Molecule: messenger RNA, 507 nt
Organism: Volvox carteri f. nagariensis
Lineage: Eukaryota; Viridiplantae; Chlorophyta; Chlorophyceae; Chlamydomonadales; Volvocaceae
Exons: 4
Biological process (GO): rRNA processing
Cellular component (GO): cytosol; cytoplasm
Molecular function (GO): rRNA (guanine-N7-)-methyltransferase activity
Source: RefSeq, a predicted model, not a curated record